UUUGCCUCUAUGAUCCCUCAGUCCUCAGUGCUUGUGGAACACAAAGGUUUUUGUACCUGGUGAGCAGAAGAAAGACUUAUGGCUGACAAUAUACAAACCUGCUGGUGUUUACCCUCUGAAGAACACUGAACACUUUAAAGAUGUUUCAUGUGGUAUAAGCAGCUCAGACCAACACUAUGAGUGCUGACACACCCAACAGACUGGAUCUGGACCCAGAUUACCAUGCAGAACUGGCUGACAUGGUAGCAGCCAUGAAUGUGGCUGCCAACAGGCAGACCCCACCCAAUGGCUAUAGAACCACACCGCAUCGAUUCAGUCUCUCAGAUCGCAAGCUGUCCUUGCAGGAGCGAUCGAGUUACCAGAGCAGCACUAACCCAAGGACAGCCAGGAGACCCACUAUUGAAUCCAAGCGGGUGUCUAUCUCUGAUGGAGAUGACUGUGUUCAGCUCAACCAAUAUAAACUGAAGAAUCAGAUAGGAAAGGGUUCGUACGGUGUGGUGAAAUUAGCAUAUAAUGAAGAUGACGACCAGUACUAUGCUAUGAAGCUGGUAUCCAAAAAGAAGCUAAUGAAGCAGUUUGGAUUCACAAGGCGUCCUCCUUCCAGAGAAUCUAACGGAUCACAAGAAAACCUUUUAAAACCUUUCGGCCUGGACCGAAUGUAUCAAGAAAUUGCCAUCUUGAAGAAACUUGACCAUCUUAAUGUUGUUAAAUUAGUUGAGGUUCUUGAUGACCCUGCUGAGGAUAACUUGCACUUAGUCUUUGAUUUGGUACCUAAAGGUCCGAUAAUGGAGGUCCCUACUGACAAUCCCCUAUCAGAGGACAUGGCCCGUUACUACUUCAGAGAUGUCAUUUUAGGAAUUGAAUAUUUACACUACCAGAAAAUCAUUCACAGAGACAUCAAACCCUCAAAUCUAUUGCUGGGGGAUGAUGGGCAUAUAAAGAUAGCAGAUUUUGGUGUCAGUAAUGAGUUUGAGGGUAAUGAUGCUCUCCUGUCAAAUAGUGCGGGUACUCCAGCCUUCAUGGCGCCUGAAACUCUGAUUGAUCAGGAGCAGAGAUUUAGUGGAAAGGCUUUAGAUGUAUGGGCAAUGGGAGUAACAUUAUACUGUUUUGUCUUUGGAAAGUGUCCCUUUCAUGAUGAUUACAUCUUAGGCCUUCACGAGAAGAUCAGGACAAUGCCAGUGGAGUUUCCAGACAAGCCUGUGAUCAGUGAAGGACUGAGUGAGCUCAUCCUCAAAAUGCUGGAUAAACUCCCUGAAACUAGAAUCACAAUACCUGAAAUAAAGUUGCACCCGUGGGUAACACUUGAUGGUACUGAUCCGUUACCCCUGGAGGAGGAACAUUGCACCGUUGUGGAGGUGACAGCAGAAGAAGUCCAGAACUCGGUCAAGCUUGUUCCCAGUCUGUCUGCUGUGAUCCUUGUAAAAUCCAUGUUGCGAAAGCGCUCUUUCAGUAAUCCAUUUGAGGGUCGCAGGCAGGGCAGGUCUAUGUCGGCCCCUGGAGGUCUCUCCUUGGAUAUGUCACUAUUUCGCCCUUUAAGCAGGGGAAGUAACAGUGUUGGCAGCAGAGAAGGAGAACUGGAAAAUCUUAUUGAGGAUGAAACGUUUUCAUGAGUUUGCAGUACUUAUAAACCGGACCGAUUGUUUGAUAUUAGACGAAUGUUUCUAUGUGUAUUCGCAAUGGAUUAUUUCUUGCAUAUAUUUUCCUGUGUUAACUUUUCAAUUCUAUAAACAUGGACAACUUUUGGAGCACCUUUAACAGGGUCAUGAACUGGCCUAUUUUAAUAUUGUGUACUUUUUUCUGCUGUCCACUAAUAGCGAAGGUUUUUACCUAAAAAAAAGUCAUAAUAAGUAAUAGGCUUUUAUUCUACCCUGUUUUUGUGGGUGUGCUGCAUGGAAGACUUGGAAGUAACCGCCCACUGCUAUUAUUGGGUAACAGUGUUGUAUACUGUGUGAAAUGUGAAAAGUUUCAACCCCCUGUCUGUGCAUGUGUGGAAUGACACAUUGUAUUUAUUUAUCACAUUAAGGUCUUUUGCAUGAUGUCAUAGUCACACACUUUUCAAAACAAGCUGUAUGGUUUAAAGAAAAGCUGUUUUUGAAAUUAAAGGAUAUUUUUAUGAGAUUUGGAAUUCUCAGUUCACGACCCCUUUAAUAAUAACAUGCAGUAUGUAAUAUAAGCAUGUGUAAAAUGUAGCUUACAACUGUUGUAUAUUUAUGCAUUUAAGGUUGCAUUUUAGUGCCAAAUGUAAAGUCUGUAAUGUAAAAACUGUUUAUAGAUUUACAGAAUUGUGUGAGUUUGUGCUAAUGACAGAAAAGCUGGCAUAUGAUGGCAACACA
Messenger RNA from Paramisgurnus dabryanus, 2333 nucleotides. RefSeq names its product calcium/calmodulin-dependent protein kinase kinase 1, alpha b (gene camkk1b). Gene Ontology annotation, molecular function: protein serine/threonine kinase activity; ATP binding. Gene Ontology annotation, biological process: CAMKK-AMPK signaling cascade; protein phosphorylation. The record is from RefSeq and is a predicted model, not a curated record. Lineage: Eukaryota; Metazoa; Chordata; Actinopteri; Cypriniformes; Cobitidae.